UGGUAUCGUCCAGAAUCCUUGGUUUACGUCACCGGCUACUCUUAAGCGUCCUCGCUUUCACCCUCUCUCGAGUGGUAUCGCUCCGUUCCUCGAGCCGUAGCUUUCCUUCUCUUUCCCCCCCUGUGGCUGCACAGUGGUAUAGCCCGAGCUGAUUCGGCUCUAUCUAGCACCGCCUCUUGUCUAUUCCCUGACGCCCCCCAUCGCAACGGUAGUGGUGCGGCCCGGCAUUGCCCAGCAGCCUCCGCAGCUGUAGUUAAGGCCGCGUUGUUUGUCCUCCCUCCCGUCCUCCCUCCCUCCCACUCUCCUCCUUUGUUGAAGUGGUAGAGGCCGCUGUCGCUCGGGGAGCCGCUCGGAACCAGCCGCCGCCUUGUGUCCCCCUCAUCUCCGCUUCUCUCGCCCCCAUCGUCCCGCCUUCUCUGGGGGCUGGUGUGUAUGAGUGAUUUAUAACCGCGAGCCCGCGAUGUCCACGCCGGCCCGGAGGCGCCUCAUGCGGGACUUCAAAAGGCUACAGGAGGACCCCCCGGCUGGAGUCAGCGGGGCUCCCUCGGAGAACAACAUCAUGGUGUGGAACGCAGUCAUAUUCGGGCCUGAGGGAACCCCAUUUGAAGAUGGAACAUUCAAGCUUACCAUAGAAUUCACAGAAGAAUAUCCAAACAAGCCACCUACUGUUAGAUUUGUGUCUAAAAUGUUUCAUCCAAAUGUCUAUGCAGAUGGUAGUAUAUGUCUGGAUAUUCUUCAGAAUCGUUGGAGUCCUACCUAUGAUGUGUCGUCCAUCUUAACAUCCAUACAGUCUUUACUGGAUGAGCCUAAUCCAAACAGUCCAGCAAACAGCCAGGCAGCUCAACUAUACCAAGAGAAUAAGCGGGAAUAUGAAAAACGGGUUUCUGCAAUAGUAGAACAGAGUUGGCGUGACUGUUGACCCUGGAUGAUGCAAAUGAACACUCUGAUGAGGAAAUUAUAUGUAUGAAGUGUCUGAGUCAUCCUCCUCCUCCUAGCAUCACUGCAUUUACUUUGAAAAGCAAAAUAGCUGUUGUGCUGUUGCCACCCGCCCUCGCUGAAGCUUCUUUAUCCUUGGACAUCAGAAAGCGCCCCCUCCCCUCCCCCUUGAGGUCAAAUGUACUGUUCUUGGGUUACUUGUAAAAGAACUACUAAGGCUGAAUUCCCCUUUCUGUGAUCUACCAUCUCCAGUCUUAGGGCAGUAUUGUGCAUUUCUGUAGUGUACAAUAAGCUUUUAAUUGUAAUUGUGUUAUACACAGUGAUGCUUAUGUGUAGCUUGAUUUAAAAAGGGAUGUUUAUAUACAAUAUACAUUUUUAACUAUGAUGCAAGUGCUGAUCUGUCCAGGCUGGUCAUUUAACUGCUGGUAUCAACUUCACUGCAUCUGUAAGUACUGUGUGAAGAACUAACUUUUUCUGCUCUUUCUCAUUCUUCCAGGUUUUUUCUGUUCAGCAGUGUGUAUUUGGAAUUGCAAAACGGACUGUUAAUGCCAAGCUCAUCAGAGUAGGGUGGGGUGGAGGGAAAGAGGGUCACUCUAUGGGUCAUAUGCAAAGUGAUCUAUCAUUGUAGUGUGGUAACAUAUUCAAGGUGAAAUGCUAUGUAGCCCUCCUUUAGGAAUCUUAGGAAUAUCAGAAUUGUUUGGUAGUUUUCAAAGCUUUUUGAAUGUGGUUAUGGUGAGCAAGGGACAGGGGUUGACAAUAACUUUGCUAAUGGUAAAAGAGGGUAAAGAAUAAGGAAAAACCAAAGUGCUAAAAAAAUCAUUUCUAUAAUUUUAAUCCCUACAUUUUUGAAUGGAGAAGUUAACAAAAUGCUACUGCUUUGUGUUCUGUUGGGGGGGAAAAGUAGGACGGUCACAAGUGCUACUACUGCAUGCUUCAUUUUCUUCUCUCUCUCUCUCUCCUCCCCCCCCCAUCCCCGGGUACAGUUUUAACCAAAUUGUUCAACCUUUGCAAAAGCAUUUUUGUAAAGCUCAGUUUGUACAUAUUGGAUACCUUAUGCAGCAGUGUGGGAGGAGACCGAUCAGCGUGUUUGUCUGCUCUUUCUGUGUCUUCUGUGUAUACAUUGAUCUGUUCAACUUUGCACAAGUAACCCAUGUAAGAAACUGUACAUUUUUCAAUUAAUUGUAAAUAAAUGUGUAACCUUAA
This is a messenger RNA of Rhineura floridana, 2139 nucleotides long. It is a transcript of the gene UBE2A, whose product is annotated as ubiquitin conjugating enzyme E2 A. Gene Ontology annotation, cellular component: HULC complex. The coding region runs from base 461 to 919 and encodes 152 amino acids. NCBI's taxonomy places the organism in Eukaryota, Metazoa, Chordata, Lepidosauria, Squamata, Rhineuridae. The record is from RefSeq and is a predicted model, not a curated record. Gene Ontology annotation, biological process: DNA repair; proteasome-mediated ubiquitin-dependent protein catabolic process; protein polyubiquitination. Gene Ontology annotation, molecular function: ubiquitin conjugating enzyme activity. The transcript is spliced from 6 exons.